Molecule: messenger RNA, 2157 nt
Organism: Orbilia oligospora ATCC 24927
Lineage: Eukaryota; Fungi; Ascomycota; Orbiliomycetes; Orbiliales; Orbiliaceae
Exons: 3
Coding region: 1-2157 (718 amino acids)
Source: RefSeq, a predicted model, not a curated record
AUGUUGCAUAGGAGGGCGAAGCCGGAUGAUGAGGAUGAUGACUUUAUCCCUGAUCUCCGCGACUCCAUAGUCGAAGCCCUCCAGAAACCCGGCAUAACCGCAAACCGCUACAUAAUCCUCCAAGCUACCCCCUCAUACGCCCAUUUAGUCUCCGACCCCAUCUUCCUCCAAGAGAGCAUCGACCGCGCUGUUAAAACUGCAGGAUUUCGAAUCCACCGCGUCGAAGCCGUCAGUGUCGUAGUCGAUAGCAUUCCCAAGUCAAUGUUCUCGCCUUACUCAGAAGGAUGGAGUUUAAUGAUCACGGAUCGUUUGAUGAGGUUCUAUGGAGAUACAUCUCCUGCUUUUCGAAACUUUGAGUUUAGACCGGCACCUGUGGCUGAUAUGCCGUCGAGCCCGCAACCUAAUUUUUCAACAUAUCGAGCUUCUUCGAGGAAUCCGGAUGAUGAUCGGGGGGAUUUUCAGAUAAUAUUUAGGUCGAUGGAUAUGACUGAUUCUCCGAAAGAUUUAAAACAGAGGAUGCUGGCAAGGAAUAAGGAGCUGAUAUAUGUUAAGACAAAGAUGGCCAACACUCUCUUUCAAAACGGAUCACCUUCGACGGCGAUGGUUCACAAAUACCGUGUCGAUGCGAAUUAUGAUGGGUCCAAUGCUACACUUCAUCCGGAAUUGGUGAAUAGGAUUAAGGAUGUGACUGUCAGGCUGAGCGAAUCUCAGGUAUGGGAAACACGGGUUAAUUUCCCCGUGAGGAACAUCACGGAACCACGAAAGAUUGUUAAUGGCGUCGGGAAUGUCAUCAAAAAACUGGCAGGGCCGGAUGGGAAAGAAAUCAAUGCAUCCCAAGAACUAGAAGCCGCAGUCGCGGACUUGUCGAUGAAGAAGGGAUUAUACGACCCCGUUACUCUAGAGAAAAAACCUAUAGAGAUCUUCGCACGGAUAUCAUUCGAUGAUUCAAAGGCACUUGGGCAGAGACUUCCACCGAGAUAUGGAGGUCGUUUUGCCAAGGUUCUUGCUGGGGGCGGUGGAUGGGGUGUUAAUGCUGGGAUAUUGGCACUCGACCCGGAAGUUAUACAGUACUUUGCUGGGCCCGGAAAGUCGAAGACGUCUGGUGGUCGGGCAACUACUCCGAUACAGGGGAGAUGGAUUGCAUUUUAUUAUAAUGAUCCGAUGAAAUCGACAUCAAGGAGCCGGAAGGAUUCAUCGUUGGGGCAAUGGAAGUUCACAAUGGUAGGCAAAGGGGAUACUUUUGGCUCAGGUACGGGGUACUCCGCUACGGAUCCACCGUCGGUGCCAACUGCUCCGGGGCCCGUUGGGGGACCAGCUGUAGACUCCAAAGAAGUCUUAACACAGAGCUCUACAGAGGCAGAGUCUCAACAAGAUCCCAAAGAUGGCACACCACAGGACUCUAUAGAGGGAACAUCUCAACAGGAUUCCAAAGACACCGCCGCAUCACAGAGCUCCAUAGAGGAAGUCUCUCCGCAAGUUUCUCAAGAAAUGCCCCCGCCCAUAGAAGAGACCAAACCACCCAAGAAAUUCAACUACCCGGCUCAACAAUUACAAACCGGUGCCGAUACUGCUCUUUGUAUCAACGGACAAAAGAUGGAGAUCCCCCUGUUCUCCCUCAAGAUGGAUCUCCUCGUUGAAAUCGGAGAAGCUACAGCUGGCAAAGCCAGCAAAACCCUCAUCCGUUUCAUCGGCAACAAUAGCGAACCACGCCCUAGGGGAUUCCCAUUAGUGGCUCAGAAAGAAUGGAAGAAGAUUGAUGAGAGCAAGGGGAAGAAGCCGAGAAAGAAAAAGAGGUCUCCCCAAGGUCUCUCUCUCUCGGCCCGUAGGUUUAUCACAUUGGAGGGCAAGAAGUACGAAGCAGAGAUUCAGAAGGCACGCUCUAACGAUAAUGAUUCGGCGAUAAUCGAAGGCGAUAAUCAGGGGCUGUACCGUGGACCACCUAAAUUCUCAGAAUACAUAGCCAGAUUAAAGAAACGGGAGGCCCAGCAGGGCCUCUCGUCGGACGGGGUUAGGGUGUUAUAUGAACUAGAAAAGCUGCAGGGCCAGCAAGAGCAACUGGCCGAAGUGAAUGCCGGACUGGAUACUGCGCUGAAGGAGGUCAAUAAGGAAGGCGUUCAUGAAGGCGCCCAAAGAGAUGCCUCCGAGCGUACCGACUAA